AAUUAAAACAAUAAAUAAUAAUAAUAAGAACCCUUGCUUCCCGAAUUCUCUCCCAGUUUCCUUUAGCUCGAGGAAAGAUGUUUUUCUCGGCAAGGACAUCUUUUUGCCGAUAGACUUCAAGCUAUUUUCAUCCCAAAAAAUAAAUAAAUAAAUAAAUAAUAAAAGGAUAGACCUCUAUCUAUUACGCUUACCUAUUCCUAUAAUUUUUUUUUUUUUUUUUCACUAUGGGUUUAUAUAGGGCAAAUGGGCAACAGGGAAGGAACUACUCGACGGCUCGAUGUUCGUGACAUAUUCGGGUUUUGUAAAAAUAUAAUAUACAAUAAUUGAAAAUUAAAAAUAAAAAUAAAAACCGUCAAAUUGGGAUUCAGUUUCUGUAAAACCAAAGCAAAAACUCAUGUUUUAGAAUCCAGCAGUUGCUAAUGGUCAAUCGGUAAUCUUGUGUUUGAAGAAGAUGGCGAACGAGAAUACCCAAAUCUAUCACGAGAGGCAGCGACUUCAAUUCUGCCUCUUGCACUCCCUUAACAAUCUCUUCCAGAAUUAUGUUUAUAAACAGCAAGAGAACGCGUUUACUCGAGCAAGUUUGAAUGAGAUUGCUGACAAGCUUGUUGUUGAUGAUACCGACAAAGAAACUUGGACACCAUUAUCUAUACUCUUUAAGCCUCAUCAUAAUACAAUUACUGGAAACUAUGACAUUAAUGUUUUGAUUUCUGCUUUAGAAGGGAAAGGGAAGAGUGUGAUUUGGCAUGAUCGUCGAAAUGGAGCUUCUUCCAUUGAUCUAGAUGGGCCUGAAGAUGGUUUAAUGGGUAUUGUGCUUAAUGUUCCGGUUAGAAGGUAUGGUGGGCUUUGGAGAAGUAGGCAUUGGGUCACUUUAAGAAGGAUUGAUGGGAUGUGGUAUAAUUUGGAUAGUGAUCUUGCUGUUCCUCAGGCUUUUAAAGAUACUGAAGAAGUUAAGAAAUUUUUGGAUUACAUCAUUGGGAAUGGUGGGGAGAUUCUGCUUGUCAUGAAUGAUAAUCGGUGAUUUCGCCUUCUUGGAAUUAAGUUUGUAAUGGACUGUCUAAGUCUCUGACAUGCUAAACUGUUCUGGUAGUGAUUGAGAUUUAGGUACAUUUAACUGAAGAAAAUUGUUCCAUCUUUAAGUUUGUUCCUGAGUCGUCUUUUUAUGCUAAAGAAUGUCCAUAUUAUGGAACAGUAAUAGGAAAUGUUAAGAUGAAUUUAGAAGGCGGGGAAAAUCUUGUUAAUGUUUCCACAAUCAUUUUGUUUUGUGAUCUUGAUUCCUGGGGAUUAUGAAAAGCCAGAAUUUUCAGGAAAGCCAGAAUUUAGAAGCUAGUGAGGAUCUUGUUAAUGGAAAGAAAUAUUACAGUUCUUAGGUGGUUAUGCGGAUUAAUAUGUGUACUGUCAACUAGCUUAAUUAAAAAGAAGGUGGUUGAUGAGGAUGCGCAUCUGAAGCUAAGUUUGAAAGAAUUUGAUUGUGCUUCUUUGACGUGUUGAUAGUCAGUGCUACGAACUAUUGGCCUGUCUUGCUUCUGCUGCUUUAUGCUCUUUUGUGAAAUCUUGUUAAUGAAUUUUUUCAUGUGGUGAAAAUAUGAUGGUCAGAAAGACCUAAAACCUUUCGUUCUGUUUUAUAUGUUUCUUGAGAUUUAAGUGCUGCAUGUAUACGCGUGUGUGUGUGUGUGUGUGUGUGUGUGUGUGUGUGUGUGUAGAGAGAGAGAGAGAAAGGCUACGGUGCAGUCCGUCCAUAUACAAAUGCACACCAAAGCCGAUGUUUUUUUUUAUUUUUUUAAACGUCAGCUUCGGUACGGAUCCGCAUGCGGAUGGACUGCACCGUAACCUCCUCAUAUAUAUGUAUAUAUGUAUAUAUGUAUAUAUUUAUAUAUAAGUAGGCUCUAUUUUUCUUGA
Messenger RNA from Ziziphus jujuba (common jujube), 1896 nucleotides. Its product is annotated as josephin-like protein. The transcript has 2 exons. Gene Ontology annotation, molecular function: cysteine-type deubiquitinase activity. Gene Ontology annotation, biological process: protein deubiquitination. The coding region runs from base 452 to 1018 and encodes 188 amino acids. Lineage: Eukaryota; Viridiplantae; Streptophyta; Magnoliopsida; Rosales; Rhamnaceae. The record is from RefSeq and is a predicted model, not a curated record.